Molecule: messenger RNA, 3448 nt
Organism: Hemiscyllium ocellatum (epaulette shark)
Lineage: Eukaryota; Metazoa; Chordata; Chondrichthyes; Orectolobiformes; Hemiscylliidae
Gene: slc46a1
Product: solute carrier family 46 member 1
Exons: 5
Coding region: 92-1567 (491 amino acids)
Biological process (GO): transmembrane transport
Cellular component (GO): plasma membrane
Molecular function (GO): transmembrane transporter activity
Source: RefSeq, a predicted model, not a curated record
CCGGCCCCGGCUCCCGCCCCCCGGCCCUCUCCCCCCGGCCCCGAUCCCCGCUCCCCGCCUCUCCCCGGUCUCUCUCUCCUCUCUCUCUCCGAUGCCGGGCCUACAGGAGUCGCAGUGUCCGCCCUCGGGCUUGGGCCGGGUCCGGGUGCGGGUCCCCGGGCCUCGCCUGACGGUGGAGCCGCUUGUUUUCCUCAGCAUGCUGGCGCUGAUGCUGCAGGCCCCGCUCUCCACUCAGUACAUCUUCCAGAGAAUCAGCUCCGAGCUCGGCUUCAGCGGAAACAGGAGCCGAGGCUGCAACAAGAGCCAAGGGAGGGAGGCCGCACUGGAGGAGGAAGUAGAGACUUUGACCUCCCAUUGGAACCUCUACAUUAACGUUGGGGGUUUUGCUGUGGGCCUGUUCUCUGCGACACUGCUUGGACCAUGGAGUGACCGCGUGGGCAGGAGACCGAUCCUGAUCCUGCCGGCUGUUGGUCUCUCACUACAGGCUGCAGUCUACCUCAUUGUCAUGUACCAGGAGCUGCCAGUCGGCUUCUUUCUGAUUGGCCGCCUGCUGAGCGGUCUCCUGGGUGACUUUAACACCAUCCUGGCCGGCUGUUUCUCAUACAUCGCAGACAUCAGCGACAAACCGUCACGCACGUUCCGGGUUGCCGUGCUGGAAGCGUGCCUGGGAAUGGCGGGAAUGUUUGGCAGCAUUAUUGGAGGCCAGUGGAGUAAAGCUCAAGGUUACAUCAAUCCGUUCUGGCUGGUGUUGGCACUGAACGUGGCCACUGUCAUCUACGCUGUUGUUUUCGUUAAAGAGUCUGUGACCGCGAAGAGACCGGGCAAAUUGUUGACCAUGGAGCAUUACCGCUCGGUGUACCGCCUCUAUUCCAGCGGGCAGGAGACUGGCCGCAGGCACCGUCUCUGCCUGUAUGCACUGUCCCUCUUUAUCGUGGUGACUGUUCAUUUCGGAGUCAAGGACAUUCUCAUCCUUUUUGAGCUGAGCUCCCCGCUGUGCUGGCGAUCCGAUCAGAUUGGAUACGGCUCAGCCAUUGAGCACUUGACCUACUUGAGCAGCCUGCUGGCUCUGAAGAUGAUGCAGUGUUGCCUUGCGGACUUUUGGAUUGCUCAGAUUGGGCUGCUGUCGAACAUGGCUGGUUUGGUGACCUUCUCAAUAGCAGUGACCAGCGCUGUCAUGUUCACCGGUUAUGGGAUACGGUUUCUUGCUAUGGCGACUACACCAGUGAUCCGAGCUAAAUUAUCAAAGUUAGCUGAUGUGACAGAGCAAGGAGCCCUGUUUGCCUCGGUGGCAUGUGUGGAGAGUGCCUGUUCACUGGUGUCCACACUUAUCUUCAGCUCCCUGUAUCCUGCAACACUGCACUUCAUGAAGGGAUUUCCUUUCCUGUUUGGGGCUGCCUUGCUUCUCCUUCCAGCUGGAAUUAUCGGUGUACUGGGCUGCCGUGAGAGAGAGGUGCCAUAUAGACGAUUUGAAACCCCAGCUGCUCCUGUCGUGAGUGAUGCUGAUCCUGCCUCCAACCACAGCGAGGACAUUCCCACUGCUGCUGCUGCUGCUGCUGCUACCUGCUGAUUAUAUCAUGGAGUUUUACAAUGAAACUUGUCUCAUCGCUGCUGUGUCUAGCUGUCACUGUGAGGUGAUUCAUUUGCUUUUUCACAUGAAAUUUCAAAUCUCCUGGAGACGACGAGAACAAUUCAGUACAGCGGGAGCCGUUGGCCAGUUGUGUGUGUGUUGGUGGUUUGACGAUCAUGCAAGUCUCUGUCUUCCAGAACCUUUCAUCUUUUCAGGCGAUCUUCCAAGUACUUUUGAAAAUUCCUAUUUUUAUUUCUUGUUGGUGUCACUGGCUGGGCCAGCGUUUAUUCCCCUUCCUAAUUUCCCCAGAGGGGAGUUAAGAGCCAACCGCAUUGCUGUGGGUCUGAAGUCACAUGUAGGCCAGACCAGGUCAGGAUAGCAGAUUUUGUAGAGUCCAAGAGCACAGAGAAGUCUGUCCAGUCCAAAACAAACACCUCACUGUUGUAAUCUAUUUUCCAGCACUUAGCUCCUUCACCUUGAGAUCACAGCUAAAUCCUUCCACAAAGUGAUGAGAGUUUCUGCCUCUCACCCUCACAGGCAGUGCGUUCCAGGUGUCCCCCACUCCCUGGGUGAUAACAUAUUUACUUACGUCCCGUCUAAACCUCAUGCCUCUUACUUUAAACCCACGCCCCCUAGUCAUUGAUCCCUCCAGCCAGGGGAACAGUUUCUUCCUACCUACCUGCAUCUAUGCCUCACAGAAUUUGAGACAUCCUAUUCAUGUCCCCAUCAAUCUCCUGUGCUCCAAGGGAAACUUGCCCCCCUCUGUCCAUGAAAACUCUCCAGGCCAGGGCAACAUGCUGCUAUAUCCCCAGGACAUUUCCUUCCCUAACCGGCAUUAGUUCAUAUCGGAGCAGAACUUGUGGGUGGCUCAGUGGUUAGCACUGCUGCCUCACAGCGCCAGAAACCCGGGUUCAAUUCCCGCCUCAGGCAACUGUCUGUGUGGAGUUUGCACAUUCUCCCCAUGUCUGCGUGGGUUUCCUCCGGGUGCUCUGGUUUCUUCCCACAAUCCAAAAAUGUGCAGGUCGGGUGAAUUGGCCACGCUAAAUUGCCCGUAGUGUUAGGUGAAGGGGUAAAUGUAGGGGAAUGAGUCUGGGUGGGUUGCGCUUCGGCGGGUCGGUGUGGACAUGUUGGGCCGAAGGGCCUGUUUCCACACUGUAAGUAAUUAAUCAAAACUUUUUUAUUUCAGAUAUUUCUCAAAAUCAGAUUUCUUCCUCUGUCCUCGAGAACGUGGUGCUGGAAAAGCACAGCAGGUCAGGCAGUAUCCGAGGAGCAGGAGAAUUGAUGUUUCAGGCAGAAGCCCUUCAUCGGUAAUGGCUUAUGCCCGAAAAGUCGACUCUCCUGCUCCUUGGAUGCUGCCUGACCUGCUGCGCUUUUCCAGUGCCACACUCUCAACAUGGAAUUUGAGUCUCUCCAGUAACCAGGCGUCCUAUUGCUGGUACAAGAUUUCCCCGUUCACCCCAUCACACUGUGCAGUAUUUGCAAUGUCUCAGUAUUCCUAUGCUUGAUCCCAUGCUGUCCUGACGUGAAUUUCAGGCAUCAUCAUUUUCUUGUCAGUUUUCCAAGUCAAAAAAAAAGAUUUGAGUCAAUCUUUGAAAAGGCUUCCUGUAAAUUGAACUCAAGACAUGAUCAGAGAUCGAGAGUUUGAAAUUUUCAGCUGCAGCUUCACAGCACGUGAAGCAAAAUACAUUUCAGAAUUUGCAAUGCUUUUUUGAAGUAUUAUCAAAUUUAUGGCUGAAUCUAAUAUUUUCAAAUUUUGAAUUUCUUGUAAUUACAACUUGCAGCCUCUCUCUCUGUCCCCACAUCUUAAAGACAGGGAAGGGAAGGAGCGGAUGUACUUGAACAGAUAAUGGUGGAAAUAAAGUGAUUAUUGAUUCUGUUUCA